This is a messenger RNA of Gadus chalcogrammus (walleye pollock), 981 nucleotides long. It is a transcript of the gene lratd1, whose product is annotated as LRAT domain containing 1. NCBI's taxonomy places the organism in Eukaryota, Metazoa, Chordata, Actinopteri, Gadiformes, Gadidae. The transcript has 2 exons. The coding region runs from base 192 to 980 and encodes 262 amino acids. The record is from RefSeq and is a predicted model, not a curated record.
AGGACUUGGAGAGAUCUCGUGGAGCGUGGAUAGAGCGUGGAGACCUUGCGAGAAGACAAGGGAACACAAAGAGUCGCCACAGGGAGAGCAAGGGGGCGCCAUGGCACUCAUGGACCUGAGGGAUCUUUAACCAUUCGUCCUGGGAACAGCAAAGACACCGCAUUCCAUGCCUCUGUUUUGCCAGGUCAUUGAUGGGAAAUCAACUGGAUCGGAUCACCCACCUAAACUACAGCGAGCUGCCCACGGGGGAUCCGUCCGGGCUGGAGAAAGACGAGCUUCGGGUCGGCGUCGCCUAUUUCUUCUCUGACGAAGAGGAGGAGGUGGACGACCGCUCUCCGUCAGACUGCGGCUUCACCAAGGACCACAGCCCGGGCGAGGAGGGGCCCUUGACCGUCAGCGAGGUGGAAUACUCCGCCUUCUGCUCCCAGGAAUGCAUCUUCUCCAAGCUCCGCGAGAACGAAGACCUGCACGUGUACUCGGACAAAACUUUGCUGACUAUGUGCAAACCGGGGGACCUGCUGGAGCUCGUGGCGGCCGCGCAGGCGCCACACUGGGCCGUCUACGAGCAGAACGACCAGGUCAUCCACUUGCACAAGGGCGAGAUCCGCAAAGACAGCCUGCUGGAGGUCAGCGGCGGCCGCCACGGCAGGAUAGUGAAUAACCGCUACCGGUUCCGACCGCUGCCAGCGGACCUGGUCAUGCAGAACGCGGCCGGCCACCUGGGCCUGAACAGCGGGGAGAUAUGCUGGACCAACUCGGAAAGUUUUGCCGCCUGGUGUCGCUUCGGGAAGCGGGAGUUCAAAGCCGGGGGCGAGGCGCACUCGGCGGAGCAGCAGUAUUUUCUCAAGGUGCAUGUGUCGGGCAGCGGGGUGCACACGCUGGUGUUUCGCAGCUUGGAGGACAUGAUACGGGAACGACGGCGCGUGGACGCGAGUGGAAUUCUCAAAGAGCUUUCUUUGGUGCACGGGGGACAUGAGUGAA